Messenger RNA from Funneliformis mosseae, 2259 nucleotides. The record is from the annotation of a GenBank genome assembly. NCBI's taxonomy places the organism in Eukaryota, Fungi, Glomeromycota, Glomeromycetes, Glomerales, Glomeraceae.
AGUUUCAGACGGAUAUAAAUGACUCAAUUAUCCUUGUCAAUCCAUCGACGACGUCUGCGCCAACGAGUGGAAUGGAAACUAACAACGUUGCAAAUCCAAAUCAACAACCACCAAUCGAACUAUUUCAAAAAGAUCCUUCUGAGCCUUCAGAUGUAUAUCUAGGGAAAGAACAACAAGAUGAAAAUAUUCUCAAUUUUCAAGCUAACGAAUCUUUAUCCAAUGAACAUCAAGGACGAAAUAAAUCAGAAAACGUAAUUUCAUCCGGUAGAGACCAACUAGUGAAUACAACCAUGUUCGACAACAUAAAUGACAUUGAGAUGCAAAAAAACAAAUCUACACAAGACUUAAUUGAAAGUAUUCCUAAUUUAUAUCGUUUAUUAGACUUAUGCAAAGACGAUGGUUCGAAUGGUCUUGUCGAUAAAACAAUUAUUUCCAAGGAUUUUCUAAAGAAACUAUGUAACGAUAUGGUUCCAUCAAGUUUUAAGUCUAUUUCUGAAAUCAAUUAUGCAGAAUUGAACUCAAUUUCUGUUCGCCUUAUUGGAUGUUACGGAAAUCGCCAUUUAAUUGCAAAACUCUUGUUGAAUCUAGAGAUUAUUAAUCAACAAAUAUAUGACUUGCUUAUUGUCUCGCAGCCUUCUAUCGACAACUCAAAUAAACCUUUUUUACAUCCUGGUAUUUACUUACUGGUUUUGAAUCCAGAUUUUGGUUUAGUUAUUCAUUGGCCCGAAGUAGGAUGCUACAAGGAAAAUGCUCCUUCACAAUGUAAAAAGAAUAUGACUAACCUACAUAGAUAUCUGACUAAGGUUACCGAGCAUCAGCUUUGCCUUAUGAGUGAUGAAGAUUUAGAAAGUUUCGAUUGGAAUUUAUACAAUACCGAAGUUGAUUCAGACGACGAUAAAGGGAUUCAUGAAUUUGAAGUCAAGAAAAGUCAAGAAGUACAGGAUGACUUUAAAAUCUGUCCCGGCUUUAAGGUGAAUUUAUCCGAUAAAAUUAAAUCCGAAAUACAAAAUACUCAAGAAGAUGGUGUACCCUUGCAUCCUAUUGUUAUUGAAUCUGCUAAAAAUCAAUCGUUUGUUACUCGGAGAUUAAUAAAUGAGACUAUUCGUCCGCAAGUAUUCCAUUUAUGGCUUUAUAUAUCGGAAUUCUCACAAGAACUUCAGUCCAGAUUACAAGGACGACAAUUAUAUAUUGAUCGUAAAACAAUGGACAUGAAUUCAUUAGAAAUCUUGGUCAUACAUGGAUUAAAAAUGGAGGAGCUUUUGGGACCAUUUCCACGGAAAAAAUUAAGUGAUCGUUAUAGGCUUUUUGAAGAGCUAGAUCGAGAAUCCUCGCAAAUCCCGUCGUUACGAGAAAAUGUAAUUGAUAUAAGUGAUAAGGAUUUAGAAAGGAUCCAUUUAAAAUAUCCAUAUAAAGAAGGACAAAUUGAUGAAGCAAUUAAAAUCAAUUCCAACAAUUGGAAUAAAUUGAAAUGUCGAUAUAUUUUAACUUCGACAAUUAUUUUUGAUAUCUUGGAAAUGAAUGAAGAAUCCGCAAAACAUGUUUUUUAUGAUUUUUUCAAACAAACUGAUAAAAAAUCAUAUUUUAUUUCAAUAUCUAUUAAAAAGUUUAAUGAUAUAUUAUUUAUAGAUUUUGUACAUGAACUUAUUAAUUCCGAAAUUUUGACUAAGAAGAAAUAUAUGACCAAAAAUCUGAAAGAUAUAAAUUUUGUACAAGAUUUAAUUAGUUCCAAAAAUAUGUUAGAUAUAAAAUCUAUAAAAGACCUUAUGAAUUUAAAAAAUAUAUCAGAUGAAAUAUUUAUACUAGAUCUUGUUAAUUCAUCGUUUCUUGGAGAGGAUAAGAAAAAUUUAAUAAGUAUUUUCUUUGAAGAAUACAGAAAAUGGAAAGUCAUCUUUUCUAAUGAAAUUAAAGAAAUUCUACAAAAAGAUUCUCUCAUUCAAAAAUUAGCACAUCACUUAAAGGAAGAAUUUGAGCAAGAAAAGCGAAAUAUUGAAUCUCGUGAAUUUCAAAGGCUUUGUAAUGUAAUAGAAGAAAAAUAUCAAAAUAAUGGAAAUUCGCGGAUGAAUAUACAGAGUAUAACAGCAAGUUAUCCUUGUAACUCUAAUUAUCCGGCUAGGGACGAUAAUUAUUUCUGUUUCAAACAUGAGCUUGAAAUAAUUGAACCAAAACAACUACAAUUAACAAUUUGCGAGACAUCAUUAGAUCAAUCAGAGUCCUUUCAUCUACAUAAGGAAGAGUUUUAUAUCCCAACACCAAGAUUUA